AUGUCCCAAGUCGAUCUUCAAGCCCUCCUCCAAUCCACUCAGAAUACCGAAAGAGAAGCUAGGAGAGAUCUAUCUUCAGCUUCUGAGGAACUCGCGGCUCUGCGUGCGUCUCAUGCGAGAGAGAUUGAUGAUUUGGAGAGGACGAUAGCAAGGAAAGAUCGGGAAAAGAGGGGUCUGGAAGAUGAGUUAAAGGAUAGUAGAGAAGAAUUGAGUAGGGAGAGGGAGACGAUACGACAGUUGAAGCAAUCCCUUGCCGAACAAUCCACUCAACAUAUAACGCUCUCCGCUCAAUUGCAAGCUUCGCAAAUGCAACUGACCAGCGUCCAAGCAGAAGUAGAACGAGCCACUUUGCGCGUGUCCGCCAUGAAAGCUGAAUUGGCUGUCGGUCAGGAGAACGCUAAGAAAGCUGAGGAAAUGGCAGUGGGGAAGGUCAAAGCAGCUGAGGAAGAAAGAGAUAGGCGGAUAGCUGAGAUUGAGGAAGAGCUGAGAACUGCUGAGACGAUAAGGAGAAAAUUGCACAAUCAAGUUCAAGAGUUGAAGGGUAACAUAAGAGUAUUUGCUCGUGUCAGACCGGCUCUCGCCCAUGAAUCGUCAUCGCCUGAAGCUCUUGCUGAGAUCGCUUAUGGGGACGAACGAACGGCCCAGGAGACUGGUCAAUCUCAGAUAGUAGUGAAGAGCAGAUCGGAAAGUGCGACUGGACAAGCGAGAGAACAGGAAUAUCCAUUCACUUUUGACAAAAUAUUCGCUCCUCGUGCUGGCCAGAAGGAAGUCUUCGAAGAGAUUUCCAUGUUGGCCCAAUCGGUUCUAGAUGGAUACAACGUGUGCAUCUUCGCGUAUGGCCAGACGGGUUCCGGUAAAUCUUGGACUAUGGAAGGUGGUCAGAACGAUCAAGACGCGGGUAUGAUACCUCGAGCUAUCGAUAUGAUCUUCACCGUUUCUAGUGGAUUGAAAGACCGAGGAUGGAAAUAUCAGAUGGAAGGGCAGUAUUUGGAAGUGUACAAUGAAGUGAUCAACGAUUUACUUGGUAGUGGUCAAUUCGAUUCGAAGAAACAUGAGAUCAAAACUGUCGAUGGGAAAGUAAGCGUGACAGAUGUAGUCAGCAUACCACUCAACAACCCUCGUCAAGUAUCUGCUUUACUCGAACGAGCAAGUAGUAGACGUGCGGUAGCUGCUACGUUGAUGAACGAGCGAUCUUCAAGAUCCCAUUCGGUAUUUACGCUGAAAGUUAGAGGUGAAAAUCCAUUGACUAAUGAGAGGUGUGAAGCUAUGUUGAACCUUGUCGACUUGGCAGGAUCAGAAAGAUUAGAGAAAUCUGGAGCGGGAGAGAACAAAGAUAGGAUGAGAGAGACUAUCAACAUAAACCGAUCUCUAUCUGCUUUGGCGGAUGUGAUAGGUGCUUUGGGAAGUGGAAAGGAAGGUGGUCAUGUUCCUUAUAGGAAUUCAACUUUGACUAGGUUGCUGCAGACUUCUUUAAGUGGCUCAAGUAAAACACUCAUGAUGUGUAAUCUGUCGCCUCUGUCGGUACAUCUCAACGAAACGCUGUGUUCCCUUAGGUUCGCUACGAAAGUCAACUCAACUGUGGUGGGACAAGUUAGAAAGCAGGUCGCUAGGUAG
Molecule: messenger RNA, 1614 nt
Organism: Kwoniella botswanensis
Lineage: Eukaryota; Fungi; Basidiomycota; Tremellomycetes; Tremellales; Cryptococcaceae
Exons: 11
Coding region: 1-1614 (537 amino acids)
Biological process (GO): microtubule-based movement
Cellular component (GO): microtubule cytoskeleton
Molecular function (GO): microtubule binding; ATP binding; microtubule motor activity
Source: RefSeq, a predicted model, not a curated record